UUAUUCGAAUUGGAUCUGCUGCCGAGUGCUAAAGUGCCAAAGUGACAUAGAGCCUGUGAAAUGACCACCUCAUCCGCCGAUAGUGUUUUUGUGACCCGUUCCGAGGGUAUCUCAGCCGAAGGAGUGAGGGAUCAGUAUGCCGACGGCAAGGCUGCCAAGGUCUGGGAGAUCUUCAUCGGGGACAAGAACUCGCGCACGGACAACUACAAGAAUUUCCUGGUCGAGUUGCUGCGCCAAAAGGGCUGCAAGCGCAUCCUGGAUGUGGCAUGUGGCACGGGAGUCGACUCCAUAAUGCUGCUGGAGGAAGGCUUUGAAGUGACCUCUGUGGAUGCGUCCGACAAGAUGUUGAAAUAUGCACUUAAGGAGCGCUGGAAUCGCCGCAAGGAAAGCGCCUUUGACCAGUGGACCAUUGAAGAGGCCAACUGGCUGUCGCUGUAUGAUGACAUACAGGAACAGAUCGGCACCGGUUUCGAUGCCGUCAUUUGCCUGGGCAACUCCUUUGCCCAUUUGAUGGAUGCCUCUGGGGAUCAGCGUGAGCACAAGCAGGCCAUCAAGAACUUUGAAAAGUGCCUCAAGCCAGGCGGCAUUCUGCUCAUCGAUCAUCGCAACUAUGAUAACAUCCUGGAAACUGGAGCAACACCUGCCAAGAGCAUCUAUUACAACACGAGUCAUACGGCGGACAUCAAAACAUCCGUUCUCUUCUAUUGCGGUAAACCAGCUUUGGUCUCCAUGGACUAUCAGAUCGAAGGCAAUAAGCUGGCCAGCGAAUUUCGUCUCUCCUAUUAUCCCCACGAACUGAAGCGUUUCACAGAGAUCCUGAACGAGAUCUUCGGCAGCCAGGCCAAGCACAAGCUGUAUGGUGACUUCAAGGAAAUGUCUGUGGUCCAGAAUCCCGCAUUCUAUAUACAUUUGAUUGAGAAGCCUAGAGUUUAAGUUUCCACUAUUGCACAAUAUACAAUUAUUAUUAUUUUAGAGAAA
Drosophila sulfurigaster albostrigata is the source of this 978-nucleotide messenger RNA. RefSeq names its product glycine N-methyltransferase. NCBI's taxonomy places the organism in Eukaryota, Metazoa, Arthropoda, Insecta, Diptera, Drosophilidae. The transcript has 4 exons. Gene Ontology annotation, molecular function: S-adenosyl-L-methionine binding; glycine binding; glycine N-methyltransferase activity. Gene Ontology annotation, biological process: regulation of gluconeogenesis; protein homotetramerization; one-carbon metabolic process. Gene Ontology annotation, cellular component: cytosol. Bases 61 to 933 code for a protein of 290 amino acids. The record is from RefSeq and is a predicted model, not a curated record.